UGUCCGCGCAUCUGUGUGAAUCAGAAUCCUCUCCAGAAAACGAUGGCCAGCGAUUCCGACAGCGACUACGAGGUGGAGUCCUUCUUCAAGCCCAAGCGGGUGCGACGGACGGUCAACGACGACAGCGCCGAUCUGCUGGGCAACUUCGACGACCAGAAACGCAAGGAGAUCUUCGAGGGCACCUACGUGGACAAGGAGGACGGCCGGAAUCCCAGCGAUCCAGAAAGUGAGGAUGAUAGGGACAAGUCCGAUGGCGAGGCAGAGGGCAGCGCUGCCUCCGGAUCCGAGGAAGAGGAGACGGAAACUGCGGAAAAUGGCGAAAUUACCAGUGACCAGCUGAGUUCCCUGCUCCGCGGCGCCUCCAAGACCAACAGACACGUUCUGUACGUGACCAACCUGAACUUCGAGUCCACCAAGGACGACCUGGAGCUGCACUUCUCCGCCGCCGGCACCGUGAAGUCCAUCCGCAUCCCCAAGAAGCGACGCGGUGGCUUCGCCUUCGUGGAGAUGGCCGAUUUGCCCGGUUUCCAGAAGGCCUUCCAGCUGCACAACACGGAGCUGCAGGGCCGCAACAUCAAGGUGCAGAUCUCCGAGGCGGGCAAGAAGAAGUCCGCGAACAAGAAGAACAUCAUCAAGCAGAAGAACCGGAAGCUGGCCGAGAUGCGCAACGAGCAGAAGACCUUCACCAAGAGCGGCAAGUUCUACGACAAGGACCUCAAGAAGGAGAAGGCCAAGGAGAUGCUGGCGCGGAAGAGGUGGCGCAAGAAGCCCGCGCCCAGAGCCACAUAAAUCUUAGCCUAAGAUCUUGUAUGUAAGCCAACCUAUGAUUAUUUAACGAAAAAUACAAGUUACAAUUAUCGCUACUGCCAGCGGACGAUGUA
Messenger RNA from Drosophila takahashii, 881 nucleotides. The record is from RefSeq and is a predicted model, not a curated record. Lineage: Eukaryota; Metazoa; Arthropoda; Insecta; Diptera; Drosophilidae.